GAUCCUCGGCGAUUAUUCUCAUUUCAGGGUUGGGAGUUUACGUUCUUUACCUGUUUACCUAUCGCUCUGUAAAAUCUCUCUUUCUCUCUGUCUUCCACACACCAUAACAAAUCGCUCAAUGAUCUAAUUUAGUUGGCGUGCAUCGCAUUAACAGGUGAAUACUAUCUUACUCGGAUUUUCAACGAUCAGGGUUCUAAUUGAGAAAUUCCGAUUGUAGAAUUACGUUUCGAGUUCUGAUAAUUACAUAAUUCGUUAGGUUUAGGUGAAGCUACUGUUCAUAAUUGAAUCGAUCAUUCCGUAAUAAACUGUCUGAAACUUAAAUUUUUUAGAAAUGAGUGUGGUUGGGUUUGAUAUCGGGAACGAAAACUGUGUGAUCGCUGCUGCAAAAAACCGUGGGAUUGAUGUAUUAUUGAAUGAUGAAUCAAAUCGCGAGACACCUGCUGUGGUGAGUUUUGGUGAGAAGCAAAGGUUUUUGGGUUCUGCUGGAGCAGCAUCUGCUACUAUGAACCCUAGAUCUACUAUUUCUCAAGUUAAAAGGUUAAUCGGAAGUGAAUACAAGAAUCCACUAGUGCAGGAUGAUCUUAAGUUACUACCUUUUGAAACCAGUGAAGCUUCUGAUGGUGGUGUUUUGAUUCACUUACAGUACUUGAAUGAGAAACACACUUAUAGACCUGUGCAGAUUUUGGGAAUGCUGUUUGCACAUUUAAAGCAAAUGGCAGAGAAAAACCUCGAAACCCCUGUUUCAAGCUGUGUGAUUGGGAUUCCAUCAUACUUUACAGACUUACAAAGGCGAGCUUAUCUUGAUGCUGCACAUAUUGCAGGUUUAAAACCUUUGAGAUUAAUGCAUGAUUGCACUGCAAUUGCAUUAGGUUAUGGAAUUUACAAGACUGAUUUUUCCGAUUCACGAACUACAAAUGUGGUGUUUGUUGACAUUGGACAUUGUGACACUCAGGUGACAGUUGCAGCUUUUGAACAAGGGCAUAUGAAAGUUUUAUCCCAUGCUUUUGAUAAUCAUCUAGGAGGUAGAGAUUUUGAUGAGGUUUUGUUUAAAUAUUUUGCUGAAAAGUUCAAACAAGAAUAUAGCAUUGAUGUUUCCUCCAACACACGAGCUUCCAUAAGGCUAAGGACAGCAUGUGAGAAGUUGAAGAAGGUUUUAAGUGCAAAUGCUGAAGCCCCACUUAACAUUGAAUGCUUAAUGGAUGAGAAAGAUGUUAAGGGGUUUAUAAAAAGAGAAGAUUUUGAGAAUUUGUGCUCUGAGUUACUGGAAAGAAUUAGUAGUCCUUGUUAUAAGGCUGUAAAUGAUGCUAGAAUAAGUGCUGAUAAAAUAUAUGCUAUUGAGCUUGUUGGUUCUGGGUCCCGCAUACCUGCUAUUAUGAGAAAAUUAACUUCUUUAUUUGGAAGAGAACCAAGGAGGACAUUAAAUGCAAGUGAAUGUGUUGCUAGAGGAUGUGCACUUCAGUGUGCAAUGCUUUCCCCAACUUUUCGUGUUAGAGAUUAUGAGGUUCAAGAUUCAUUUCCUUUUGCAAUAGGACUCCAAUCAGAUGAAGGGAAAACUAUUGCACUACCCAAUGGUGCCUUGUUUUCAAAAGGGCAUCCUUUUCCAAGUUAUAAAAUGCUUUCAUUGCAUAGACAUAAUACUUUCUAUUUGGAAGCCAUUUAUACCAAUGAGAAUGACUUGCCUCUUGGAGUAUCCUCCAAACUCACACAUUUUACAAUUGGUCCUUUCUCAAGUGGGGAAAAGUCAAAGGUAAAAGUUAGAUUCCACCUAAAUCUUCAUGGAAUUGUAACAAUAGAAUCUGCUUCACUUAUAGAAGAAGAUCAUCCUCAUUCGCCUUCAGAACACAUGGGGACUGAAACUCACAUGUCAAAUGGCGAUUCUACCCCUUCUACUACACAUACAGGUGAUGAAAUGAGAAAAAGCAAAGUCAAGAGACAUAAUAUUCCAGUUUCUGAAUAUGUUUUUGGAGGAACAACAAGAGCUGAGUUAAUUGAAGCUCAAGAAACUGAAAGAAUGUUGGCAAAUCAAGAUAUAUAUGUGGAGCAAACUAAAGAAAAAAAAAAUACCCUUGAAUCUUUUGUUUAUGACACACGUGAAAAGCUUUUAAGUACACACCGGAGCUUUGCUACAGAGGAAGAGAGAGAAGGAAUCUCUAAAAAUCUGCAAGAAACUGAAGACUGGUUGUAUGAAGAUGGUGAUGAUGAAUCUCAACAAGCUUAUAUCCAAAGGUUGGAGGAUCUCAGAAAGUUAGUAGAUCCUAUUGAAAAUAGAUACAAGGAAGAAGAUGCUCGAAUACAAGCCACAACUACUCUCUCAAAUUCCAUUAAACAAUAUCGUAAAGCUGCAGAUUCACUUCCCCCUUCUGACAAAGAUGCGGUUUACAGUGAAUGCAACAAAGCUGAGCAGUGGUUGCUUGAGAAAUCCCAACUUCAGGAUUCAAUGCCUAAAAAUGUGGACCCCGUUUUCUGGUCAACUGAAAUUAAUCGAAAAGCCGAAGUUCUCGAGAGAAUGUUGAAGCAUAUAACAAGAAAUAAGUAUUCAGGCUCAAGUUAUGAGGAAGCCAUGGGUUCAAAUUCAAACCAAAGGGACAAACCUAAACCUGAUGACAUGGAUGUAGAUUGAUAAUUCAUGAUUUUAAGAUUUGUUAUGAGAUUUUAUGUAUUGAGGAAAACAAGCAUUUUCAAAUAUCAUUUUGAACAUCAAGAAUCAAAUUUUGUUUGAAAUUUCAUACUUUUCAUUUGUUGCGUC
Messenger RNA from Lactuca virosa, 2746 nucleotides. The record is from the annotation of a GenBank genome assembly. Lineage: Eukaryota; Viridiplantae; Streptophyta; Magnoliopsida; Asterales; Asteraceae.